Messenger RNA from Talaromyces stipitatus ATCC 10500, 1806 nucleotides. RefSeq lists its product as uncharacterized. Lineage: Eukaryota; Fungi; Ascomycota; Eurotiomycetes; Eurotiales; Trichocomaceae. The transcript is spliced from 5 exons. Gene Ontology annotation, molecular function: DNA binding. Gene Ontology annotation, cellular component: nucleus. The record is from RefSeq and is a predicted model, not a curated record. Bases 1 to 1758 code for a protein of 585 amino acids.
AUGUUGGAGGCCCUGGCGGGCCGCGUAGUGCAUCUUGCUGUUGAUGGGGUCGGUUGCUCCUGGAGUUAUUUGCAUUCUUCUGUCUUUUGGCUUUGUGUUGCCUCUAGCUGGGCCUGUAACGUAAUCCACAAGCGAGUUGGCCACACAAGCAAGUUGGCCACUUUUCCCGAAAACGCGCUCUAUAUUGAUUCUACACAAUUCAACACGUCAAUAUGCCGCCAAUUCGCAAUAAAAAUUCAAAAAAUUCAGUUGAACAAGAGGGACGAAUCUUCAGAGAUCUAUAAUGUCUCACGGUCAACACUUCAAAACAGACUACAUGGCAUGGCAUAUCGAGCUGAAACACGCGCCAAUGGCCAUAAAUUAACUCAAUCUGAGGAGGAAUCGCUUGUUAGAUGGAUCUUAGAUCUAGAUAAACGUGGAUUACCUCCUCGACACUUUCUUGUACGGGAUAUAGCUAAUUGUCUUCUUUCACAACGCGGAAACCAACAUGUUGGAGAAAACUGGGUAUACAAUCUUGUCAAACGUCGCCCAGAGAUUGAAUCAAAGUUCUCACGGAAAUAUAACUAUGAACGCGCCAAAUGUGAAGAUCCAAAAAUAAUCCAGGAAUAUUUUGAUCGCGUACGAGAGGUUAUAUUAGAGUAUGGGAUCUUGCCAGAAGAUAUCUACAAUUUUGAUGAGACUGGCUUUGCUAUGGGACUCUGUGCGACUACAAAGGUUAUCACUGGAAGCGAUCGAUAUGCUCGGCCAAAGCUAUUACAGCCUGUUAAUUCGAUUGGGUGGGCAUUGCCUUCGUACAUUAUUUUUAAGGCAAAGAAAUAUACUCGACUAGGCUGGUUUGAGGAUCUUCCAGACGACUGGAAAAUCAAUAUUAGCGAUAAUGGAUGGACGACAGAUAAGAUUGGAUUAGAAUGGCUUAAAACUCAUUUUAUCCCUCUUAUUGAUGGCCGUACAUUGGGGAAAUAUCGGAUGUUGAUUCUUGAUGGCCAUAGAAGCCAUUUAACUGCUGAAUUUGACCGUACAUGCACUGAGAAUAAUAUUAUUCCGCCUCUUGAUGUUGGCUGUUUUGCUGUUUUAAAGCGACAUUAUGGACAGCUUGUUGAGCAGCGAAUGAGGCUUGGAUUCAACCAUAUUGAUAAACUCGACUUUCUUACUGCAUUCCCAAAGGCUCGUACGAUGGCAUACAAAGCUCAAACUGUUCGGAAUAGCUUUACAGUAACUGGAUUAGUACCAUUCAAUCCAGAUCGAGUUUAUCAACAGCUUACUGUUCGAUUGAAGACUCCAACACCCCCUCCAAGUCGAUCAAGUGAUACACAAUCAUCCUGCUUGCAAACCCCUCAAAACGCACGUCAAUUUAAGCGCCAAAUGACUACAACCAAGAAGAGAAUAAGCCGGCAUACAAGAAGUUCAUCUGAGGCUAUUGGUGAAGUGUUUACACGGGCAUCAAAGGCUUAUGAGAUGAGUAUUAAUAAGCUUACAAUUGCACAGAAGGAACUCCAUGAUCUACGGGCUGCACAUGAGAAGGAGAAGCAAAAACGCCAAAAAUCUAAAAAGCAAAUAUCCCAUGAUCAUGGAAUUACCAGAGAGGAAGCUCAGGCACUUGUACAAGGUCAGAUUGAGGCAUCUCAAGCUGUUUCUACUGCUCCGGCCGAGCCUGAGCUCCCAGUCUCUCAUCCACCUGUACGGCGUCAUUUCCGCUGCAGUGGUUGCGGUAUUGAAGGACAUAAAAUAACUGGAUGUCCAAAUCGUACUAGUAGUUAAUUCUUUUGUAUAUAAUUUGUAUGUGGUUAGAAAUUGAGAUUUGAAAUC